Messenger RNA from Cooperia oncophora, 960 nucleotides. NCBI's taxonomy places the organism in Eukaryota, Metazoa, Nematoda, Chromadorea, Rhabditida, Trichostrongylidae. The record is from the annotation of a GenBank genome assembly.
CUCGACUUUCGUGCCAGCAUUGAUUGCUGGGUUUGCACUUCCAUCUUUCUCAAUCCUGGAUGUUGGCCUCACGGAGCAAUUUUUGUGCUCGUCCUUACUCUCUAUGGGAUUAUCGGCCUUAUUUACACGCUGUUAUACGUGCCUGUAAUUAUUGGAAAGCCAUUACGCCUUCUGUUAGCAGGAGCAGUACCACUAGUCCGGUGUCUAGUAAUCGCUGUUACUCAACUCUUCCUAAAACUACUGCAAAAGUCCCGAAUAGGAUAUAGAUCCUCUCUGAACGCUCGUUUGACAGCAGCACUUGCAAGAGCAGCAUCACUAUGCUGGGUGGUAGAACCGGCAUUCUCAUGCCAACAAGUUAAUCUACUAAAGCACCAUGCCGCUGUUUGCACCAAUAAAGAUGGCAAAGAAUUGUGCUCAGUUAGGCUGACCGAAAAUUACUCUAAAAUUAGAUGGAUAGGAUUAUACUUACGCUGUGAAGAAGAAACUGAAUACUAUACACGUUCUACGACUGUGGACGUUGUUGACAGUAAACGUUGUCCGUACAUGGGUUCGGGUGAAAAAUGCGCCAGUAUCAGCAGCACUAUUCCGGUUGCCUCUUCUUCCGUUUUUCUGCCAAGCCUAAUAACCCGACCAUCUACAGAAUAUUUCGUUAUCUGCGCUGGACGGAAGAGGUCGUAUGCCGCCCAGCUCGUCCCAAAUGUUCCAGUAAGCCUCGAAACCUCGCAGAUCGCCAUGACUUCCCUCACAAUGCCUCCUACUCCGCAGCUGAACAGCGCCUUUAUCACAGACGGAUACGACACUGCGAUUUGGACAAACACGAUAACACCAAAGCCAAAGAUAAACUGUCAGUGCGCAGCGGCUAAGUCGAAAGUGCGAUGUGAAUGCCCUUCGUAUGAUGUGGCUGGGGAAUUUAACCACAUUCCGCGGAAACUACCUGUAAGAACACCAUUCUGGGGAAAA